AGAAAAUAAAUACCAUCUUAUCCAACACACAGAGAAGGAAAAAGCCGAAAAAGCAUUCCAUAGGAAUACACGUUAAAUUAUAUACACAGCUCUUUAAAUUUCCAAACUUCAAAGCAGCUUCGUAGAUCCUCAAUCAUGUCUUCUAUAUAAGUACAAACCUUCACCCAUCUCACAUAUCACAACACUGUCACAAAGGAAAAGUACUUUUUUUUUAAAAAAAAUUAUCUUAUUUGAGUGUGAUCGAUGGCAUACCCAAACCCUUAUCCGGCGCAACCGUAUCCCUCCACCUCCGUGCCGAUGCCGGCGGUGCCCACCGCCGUGAUCGGCCCCCAGUUCUGUGCGCCCUACCCGCUGGAUCUGGCGGUGGUGAAGAAGGUGAUGACGCUCUCCGACGGUAACUUUGUGGUCACCGACGUCAACGGCAACGUCGUCUUCAAAGUUAAGGGAUCGCUCAUGACCCUCCGUGACCGCCGCAUCCUCGUCGACGCCGCCGGCAACCCCCUCGUCACCCUACGCCGGAAGAUAAUGACCGCGCAUGAUCGAUGGCAAGCUUUCAGGGGUGAAAGCACAGAGGCCAAAGAUCUAAUCUUUACUCUGAAGCGUUCGUCCCUUAUCCAGUUUAAGACCAAAUUAGAUGUGUUUUUGGCCAAUAACACAAAAGAAGAUGUUUGUGACUUUAAGGUCAAAGGUAGUUGGUUGGAACGAUCUUGCGUUGUUUAUGCUGGUGAAUCUAACAACAUCGUAGCCCAGAUGCAUAAAAAGCACACGGUUCAGAGUAUUUUGAUUGGGAAAGACCAAUUCAUGGUCACAGUGUAUCCCAACAUUGAUUAUGCGUUCGUUGUGGCACUAAUUGUUAUUCUUGACGAGAUUAACGAAGAUGAGAAAGAAGAUUAGAGAAAUGCUACACAUUCAGCAAAUCGUGUUGUACUUUUUAUCGACGGUGGCAUAUUUCCACUGAAGCUAUUGUGUUUGUUUAGGUGUUUCGUCUUUCUAAUUUAUGAGUAAAUAAAAAUAUUUAAAUUCGAGCUGCAUUCAAAAACAUAUUAUGUCAUUUGUGUGGAUUCAAUUUCAAUUUUCAACCACGAAGCAGCCAGAUUUGGUAUUACCUGGCCUAUGAUUAAGGUAA
Molecule: messenger RNA, 1126 nt
Organism: Glycine soja
Lineage: Eukaryota; Viridiplantae; Streptophyta; Magnoliopsida; Fabales; Fabaceae
Product: protein LURP-one-related 10-like
Exons: 3
Coding region: 244-894 (216 amino acids)
Source: RefSeq, a predicted model, not a curated record